AUGCAUCUUCUAAAGACCUUCGUCUUAUCGUCUGUCUUUUUGCUCAAUAUAUCUCCGUGCGUUCUUGGAUCAGCCCUUGAAGUUGGACCGAACUAUCGGCGACAAGCCCGUGAAACUUCAGACCCGGAGCCAGCCUCAUCAGCAUCUAUUCCCGAGCGAACAUCAUCUCCAGCAAGGACAACUGGUUCUGACACGCCCGCGAGUCGAAGUACCGGGAGGAAUGGUGCAUCAUCAUCAUCGCCAACGACCAGAGCCAAAGCAACUUUCGUUGAUCCAAGAUUACCCCCAGGGGGCGUGGCCAUCAAAACACCUAUAACAACUAGUGGAUCUCAGUACUAUAAAAUCGGACAGAAAAUUACAUUUGGCUGGAAUUACACGAGCUUGAUCGUUAGUCCGUCUGCAGUAAAUGUCGAAGCCUUUUGCUCUGGGAAUAGCCAGACAUAUACAAUUGCGCAAAAUCUAUCGAUCGCAAAACCAUCGGUAGUUUGGGAUACUGGCUCAUUUCAGCCACAAAACGGCCAACCACCUCUCGCAAUGGGAACAUAUACACUUUUGAUUUAUGACGAGAAGUCGGCAAUCACUGCCAUACCUGUCGCUGGGAAUUUAGCGCCGUUUAAUGGAUUAAGAUUUGGGAUGUAUACUCCUAAACCAUACACGCCUCUUGCCGACUUCGAAUGUCCGACUUGUGACACAUCCUCUGCCGUUACACUCGAUACCACUGCGAUCCGUAUGCUUGUGCUCUUUAGUACUCUUUUCUCAUUGUCAUUUGGAUUGUUCUUCACAUUUCUUCCUUGA
Molecule: messenger RNA, 795 nt
Organism: Orbilia oligospora ATCC 24927
Lineage: Eukaryota; Fungi; Ascomycota; Orbiliomycetes; Orbiliales; Orbiliaceae
Exons: 4
Coding region: 1-795 (264 amino acids)
Source: RefSeq, a predicted model, not a curated record